Messenger RNA from Penicillium nucicola, 3348 nucleotides. Its product is annotated as ankyrin repeat protein. The transcript has a single exon. Bases 1 to 3348 code for a protein of 1115 amino acids. Lineage: Eukaryota; Fungi; Ascomycota; Eurotiomycetes; Eurotiales; Aspergillaceae. Gene Ontology annotation, biological process: transmembrane transport; metal ion transport. The record is from RefSeq and is a predicted model, not a curated record. Gene Ontology annotation, molecular function: metal ion transmembrane transporter activity; protein binding. Gene Ontology annotation, cellular component: membrane.
AUGCCUCCCUCCCGCUCAAGUCUAACAAGCGACCACGAACGACUAGAGCCGCGGCUCCUCCGCGCCGCAGAAACAAACGACCCCGAAGCCCUGGCCCACACCAUCACCCUUGCGCGCGAAACCAACCAACUCAAUGAUCAGUUCCUGCGCAUCGGGCUCAUGCGCAGCGCGGAACGCGCCAACGCCGCCGCGACUAAAUACUUGCUUUCGAUCGGCGCGAAGACGGAUGUCACGUCGAAUAAACUCUCCCCGCUUCACCGCGCCGUGGAGCGGAAUCAUUAUGACAUUGUAGAGUUGUUGCUUGAUGCUGGGGCGUCGGCGGAUUGUGUGGAUAAAGAGGGGCGCACGCCGCUUAUGAUGGCGGCGUGGAGGAAUCACGCCCGCAUUUUGGGGCUGUUACUGACCCGUGGGGCCGAUGUUAAUAAAAGGGAUUUGCGCCGGAGGAAUGCGUUGCACAAUCUUGCUGCGGACAAAGAUUGUCGGUGGGGUUGGGGAGAGGAGGUGGUGCUGUUGUUGCUGGGGACUGAAGUUGCCGUGGCAGGAGAGAAGAGUGUGGAUGAGCUGGGACGGACGCCGUUGCAUUGGGCGUGUGCCAGUGGGAAUUGGAGGUUCGUGGAGUUGCUACUGGCGAAGAGCACUGGGAAGGGGAUGGAGAUUGAUGCGGUGGAGUUGAGAGGAAAGACGGCAUUACAUGUUGCGACUGCGCAUGAUCGCGUGGAUAUUGUGCUCUUAUUGCUGGAGCAUGGGGCUUCGGUGAAUGCUGCCAGUGAUGGUGGGUGGACGCCGUUGCAUAAUGCUUGUGAUAAGGGAUGCGAGGGCAUUGUGAGGAUUCUGUUGAAGGCUGGGGCCCUGCUGAAUGCGCAGUUGUUGAAUGGAGUGACACCUUUGCAUCUGGCGGCGCAGAGCGGACACCGAGAAGUGGUCGAGUGUUUGCUGGAGAGAGAUGAUUUGAAGAGGAGGGUCAGAGAUAACUUUGGGAGUACGCCGUUUCUCAGGGCGGCGCAGUUCAAGCGCAAGGAUAUUGUGUUGCUGUUGGCGCCGUUCAACAAUGUUGAGUCGCUGUCGGAUGAUAUCAAGGAUGCCUGUGCUGCGUUCGAUGCGACGGUUGUGGAUUUUGGCAACUUUCACAAUGAGAAUCGGGUCAAGCGCAUGUCUGUUUUUGAUCUGCUUUACGGCAGAGACCGGGAGAAUCCUCGCAAGCAGGCUGUGUCAACUAUUCCGACUGACAGUCGUGCGACGGACUUCCGCUGGAUUCAUUUACCGGCUAACAAUAUGGCCUGGGUGGAAGCUUUGCUGACCAAGUCAUUCAUUGAGGAGGGAGCUCACGAUGUGGACGGGUUCAAGGGCCUGGAGAAAUCGUUCAACUAUCAACACCGGGGUCAGCGGACUCACUCCCAUUUCAUGCGUCCAUUGUGUCAGAAUACACCGCGGACGAUGAUGCGGCGACACGAGGAAAAGAACGAGGAAGAGAAAGAGAAAGAGGAGGAAUCGUCAGAAGGACAAGCCAAAGCAGAGUAUUCAUCUCGCAAAGUAAAAGGCGGCAAGACGGAGCGAGUCGAUUCAUGGUCUCAGGAUGAGCCAGCGAAGAAAGGCAAAGGCAAUCAGAACCAGAACCAGAACCAAAGCCAGAACCAGAAGCGUGGCAAGUCGGGCAGCGCGCCAGGAACCCCCAAAAACGAGAAAGGAAAAUCCCCUUGGGGACUCAGCGAGAAACAGGCUCGAUCGUCGCCUCUAUCAUCGUCAAUGUGCAAAGACCCCCAUUCUCUUCUAUCCGCUUGCAACAUCUGUGUCUUCAUGCCAUAUCUUCACUUCGAGACAACAGAGCGAAGACAAAAGAUGCAGGAUGCGAUCCAACGCGCCGAAACGCUGGAAUUUCUUCCAGGAGGAAUGAAGAGAAUGCGUACAAGAGACGAAAUGCUCAUUGAUGCACAUCUCUCAUCUUCAACAACCUCCCUACACGUCCGCAGAACACUUGACCAAUUCUUCUACCCGAACAUCGAUACUAAGAGCCGUGACCAAGACCAAGUAGUAUACCGUUACCAGACUAAAAGCCCGGGAAUGGGCCACGACCCCAAGAUCUUCAUGGUUGACCAGCUGUGGAUGUGGAUUCUCGGCACGAACCUGAUCGUCACAGGUUUCCCACAGAGAUGGGACCAGCCCAAGAACGACCCGCUCAACGUGCUAGAUGGGAUCAUCGAGGAUAUCAACUCCAAGACUCGUGACCCGGUCAAAUCAGUAUAUGACUUGGCAAUCAUCAUCACGAACCGUUGCUCGGGAGUCUUCGAUCGCCACCGGCUAGGCGACGAGGAGUACCAAUUCCUGGAUAUGUUCGAAUCCUCCAUUGGUAUCGCAACGGACAAGGAAACACUGCUCUUCAACCAAUUCAACCACGCCUCGGUGCAAGCAUCCGACUGGCUUAAAAGCCACCGCAAGCUCAACGGAUCAUUCUCCAAGUCUGUAGAUGAAGAUGGCCUGACGAGCGAUUACUGCGACGAAGACGGUCAACCACUCUUUGUCGACCGACUCCUAGAUAUCGGACAAGAAACAGAUCUCUUAGCCGAAACAAAAGACAUCCGUGAUGAACUAAACAUGAUUCGCACAGUACUGGAACAUCAAAAAUACGUCCUUAUCGAUUUCCAAGACGUUAUUUGCGAGACAUAUCAAGGCCAGCAUCGUUCACAGGUCGAAGUCAAAAAACGGUUCAAGGACCAGCAGCGUGUGAUCGAUAUGCACCUCAAAGAUAUCGAUCGCAUGGAUAAACAGGCUGAACGUAUCUACCACUCCAUCACUGACCUGCUUGAUCUCAAACAGAAACAUGCCAAUGCGUUUGAGGCUCGCUUUGCGCGCGAUCAGGCGGCUGGUACUACACGCCAGAGUAAGACGAUUAUGGUCUUCACCAUUGUCACGAUUGUCUUCUUACCGCUGUCGUUUAUCACGUCCAUUUUCACGAUCAAUCUGAAAGAAUUUAAUAAUUUGAAUCUUGGCUAUGUGGCCAAGUAUACUUUUGGCAUUGGCUUUGCGAUCUCCAUCCCGCUUGUCUGGGUUGCCCUAACCGUUGACGACAUUGGUGGUUUCUUCCGUGUGGGUAGCCGGCGCUGGCGGGCUGGGCGGAAGAAGGCUGCUGCGCCGGUUGAACGAGAAGGUGUGCUACAGACGUUGGAGAUGGAGAAGAUUAUCAGCUUGUCGCGGAUGCGUCGCAGCGUGGAUGUUGAAUAUGGGGGGAAUUUACUGCCUGUCUCGACACGCGGCUCUGUCGUGUCUCGGGGACCAGCUUCAUAUGCGAAUGGAUUGGGCAAUGGGAGGAAAAAUUAUGAUGCUCGAUCUAGUAAUGACUACAGAUCACGAUGA